AUGCUAUUUAAUAGUAUCAUGAUAAAACACGUUAUGACAUUAAUUCUAUGGUGGUAUCUGGUAACUGCCGAUUUUGAAUACGACUUGCAGAUGGUUGUGCUCACACAUAGCUGUGAGCCGGAAUGCACUUUCAAUUAUUCUGAAGUAACAUCAGAAACCAUAAACUUUUUACCUGGAUCCGAGUGCGGAAUUGUAUGUGGAAUUCUAACUUUCAAUUCCAGAACUGAUCUAUCAAUAUCACAAUUGACUAAAGCAUUCGAGUUUAUGACAAUUUUCUAUGGAGGUCUUAUAUUUGAUAAUACCAGUUUCACGAAUUUUACGUUUUUCCCAAAAAACGACGUGUCCGGUCAGUUUGAGUUCGCGUGCUACACAUUUGGACUAACCGUUGUUAACAAUUCCCAACUUUCGGAUACAACAUUUUUCUUAGACAUCGCAUAUAUGAAAGACAAGCACACUUUUACAUGCCCAUUUUUAUUUGAAAAUAAUCCACAACUAGAUACAAACAAUUUUUGCAAUAAAACAGAUAUGAUUGGAUUGAAGUCAGUUGGGAACUUGAAGGAUUGCGGGUGCCGUGGUGACGAGAAAACGUCUGAAAGCAUUGGGACAUUACGGAAUUGCUCAGUUAUAUAUGAUUUCAGCCUUUCCAAUAUAUCUGAUUCUGUCGACGAUUUAUCGGUUCUGUCUGGAAUUACAGAUGUUCAUGGAGAUAUGGAAAUUAAAAUGUCAAACAUUCAGAAUCUAUCAUUCUUUAAUAAUUUAAAAGAGAUUAGAUCACAUCAUAAUCUGAUGGAAGAGACUAUCACUUUGAAUAUACACGAGAAUUCAGAAAUGAGAAGACUCGAUCUACCAGCUUUGAAGGAAAUGUCUUCCUCCCAAUGGCUUCCGGUUAUUAUCAAUUUAGAAAAUUUACACCCAGAUUUCUGUCUAACACAUUCGGAGGUUAUGUGGUUUCUUCUUAAGAAAAUAUCGUUUUCGAAUAUUCACUCUAAACUGUGCCAAACUCCUUAUAUUCCAAAAGGAUUAGAUACCUUUUGUAAUUCAUCAAGACUUGAAGAUUCACAAAAUCAUUGUACCAUUAUUAAUGGUAGUCUUAUAAUAGAAAAUGGUGAUGAACAAUAUGUUAGUAAGCUAUCCAAUUUGGAAUAUUUAUUUGGUUCAUUGACAAUUCAAAACACAACAUUGAAGAAUCUUGAUUUUCUAAGAAGAUUGAAAUACAUUGCAUUGUUUGAAGAUGAAUAUGUUAUUCAAAUUGUAUCAAACAUGGAUCUGGAAAAAGCCAAUAUUCCUCGAUUAUCGAACAUAAUAUCAAAAUCAAAUCGUACUGUGGUUGUACACAAUAAUCCAUUACUACUCAAGCCAAAACGUUUUCCAUUUCAAGUUACAUAUGCUACGAACGUUGUAUUUAUAGGAGAUUAUUAUGCAAAUUCCUCAUCAGUUUCUUGUUUUAUGUCUCGUUUUAUUUUUGGCAUGUGUUUUAUCGAAAUAAUAAAACUUGUGCUAAAUCUCCCAAUAAAAUAUCGCCAGUUUCUUGUUUUCAGGUCCGUUUUUGGAAAACCGUUGUAA
Molecule: messenger RNA, 1563 nt
Organism: Caenorhabditis elegans
Lineage: Eukaryota; Metazoa; Nematoda; Chromadorea; Rhabditida; Rhabditidae
Gene: irld-47
Product: Receptor L-domain domain-containing protein
Exons: 7
Coding region: 1-1563 (520 amino acids)
Source: RefSeq, marked reviewed